AUUCUGUACUCACUGAAUGGCUUUCUGAUUACAUUUCAGGUUCAUAUGGCCUGUGUAAUGCAAGGGCGUAGAGUUGGAGUGGCAUACUAUGAUUCAGAUACACGCCAACUUUUUGUGUUAGAAAUCUGGGAAGACAGCGUUGGGGAAUUUCCUCUGAUUGAUCUUGAAAAUGAACCUUUGGGAUUCGUGGAAAAUGAAACCAUAUAGCUGACACUUUGUGAUCCUGGUUUUACAUCAGUGAAAUUUCAGUCAAAAGCGAGCACAAUAUACACAAGCACAAAAACAGAAGAAGCACUUUUGUCGGCUUUACAAAGGAAUGAUGGUAACGGUGAGGCUCCUGUUGUGAAGCUCACGAAAAGCUCAACAUUCAGCUAUGAGCAAGCCUGGCACAUGUUAGCUGCUUUAUAUACUGUUCACAAAACCUGGCACUUCUUAAAUAUAGUAAGAAGUGUUAUUUCUGUAGCUUACAAUAUUCCUUACAUCAGUAUAUAAGAUCGUCAAAUAUUGUCUUGAUCUGCAUAGUGCAAAAUUUACAAAUACACUAAAUUGUUCGACAUGCUUUUGGAUUGCUCUUGUAUUCCUUCUUGAACAUGUAGCGACCAAAUCCGUUAUGCUUUGGUGCAAAAUUGCUUCACUUUAGUAGUAUGUAUACGAUGAUGAGGUUUUGACAUUAUUAAUUUGCAACGGAAUAAGCAUAACAAGGUCACUAGAACAAAGUGGUGGAAGCUUAAAGGGGAUGUGGCUCAAACUUUCAAGGAGAGAGAUAUCGAGGAGGGCCCUUGGGCAGAAGAGGGAGACACAAACAUCAUGUGGAGGAAGAUGGCGACAUGCAUCCAAAAGAUAGCUUCAGAAGAGUUUGGGUUGAGUCAAGGAAACAGAAGGAAAGUUAAAGACACUUGGUGGUGGAACGAAGAUGUCCAAAAGGCUAUCAAGGAGAAGAUAGAUUGCUACAAACGCUUACAUCAUGACAAGUGUGCAGACAAAAUAGAGAAGUACAGGAUAGCGAAGAAGUCUGCAAAGCGAGCGGUUAGUAGAGCUCGGGGUCAAGCCUAUGACGACCUUUAUCAACGGUUGAACACAAAGCAGGGAGAAAAGGAUAUCUAUAGGAUGGCCAAGAUACGUGAAAGGAAGACAAGGGAUGUCAACCAAGUCAAAUGCAUCAAGGAUGAAGCAAACCAACUAUUAGUGAAGAAUGAGGAGAUGAAGAACAGAUGGAAGGAGUACUUCAACAAAUUGUUCAAUGGAGGGAAUGAGAGUUCCACAAUAGAAUUGGACGAACCAUUCGAUGACAACAACAGGGGUUUUGUACGAAGGAUACAAGAAUAUGAAGUUAAGGAGGCGCUAAAAAGGAUGAAGGUAGGAAAGGCGAUGGGCCCUGAUGGUAUCCCUAUCGAGGUAUGGAGAUGCCUUGGAGACAUAGCGAUAGUAUGGGUGACUAAGCUUUUCAACACCAUCUUUCGGACAAACAGAAUGCCCGACGAGUGGUGGUGGAGUACGUUAGUACCAAUCUUCAAGAACAAAGGAGAUGUUCAAAGUUGUACUAAUUAAUCUUAUUAAUUAGUGUAAUGUGGUGGGCCUUGGAAAAACACAAAGCAUCAACAAAGUACAUUAAUCUUAUUAAAGAUAUGUACACUAAUGUUGUGACAAGUGUCCGAACAAGUGAUGGAGACACCGAUGACUUUCCAAUUAACAUAGGACUACAUCAAGGGUCGGCUUUGAGCCCUUAUCUUUUCGCUUUGGUGAUAGAUGUGGUCACAAGGGACAUACAAGGAGAUAUACCGUGGUGUAUGCUUUUUGCCGAUGAUGUGGUACUUAUUGAGGAGAUUAGGAGUGGUGUUUCGCAAAAGUUGGAAUUGUGGAGGCAGACGCUGGAAGCAAAAGGUUUUAGGCUUAGUAGGUCUAAAACAGAGUAUAUGAAGUGUGAUUUUAGUGCCAUGGGGUAUGAGGAUGGCGAUGUUAGUCUUGAUGGGCAAGUGGUACCCAAGAAAGACACUUUUCGUUACUUAGGAUCAAUGCUUCAGAAGGAGGGAGACAUCGAUGAUGAUGUCAGUCAUAGAAUUAAAGCUGGAUGGUUGAAGAAGCGGGAAGCUGCAUGUGUCUUAUGUGACCCCCGGGUGCCACACAAACUAAAAGGCAAAUUCUACAGGACAGCAAUCCGGCCGGCUAUGUUGUAUGGAGCAGAAUGUUGGCCCACUAAAAGACGACAUGUCCAACAACUAAGUGUGGCAGAGAUGCGUAUGUUGCGCUGGAUAUGUGGCCACACAAGGAGAGAUCGAGUCCGGAAUGAUGAUAUACGAGAGAGAGUAGGAGUGACGCCAAUUGAGGAGAAGCUUAUGCAACAUCGUUUGAGAUGGUUUGGAUAUAUCCAACGAAGACCUGAAGAGGCACCAGUGCAUAUCGGAAUAAUUAGGCGUCCCGAGAAUGUGAAGAGAGGUAGAGGUCGACCAACCUUGACGUGGACAGAGGCUGUGAAGAGGGACCUGAAGGAGUGGAAUAUUGAUAAAGAGCUCGCCGUGGAUAGGAAGGGGUGGAAGUGUGCAAUUCACGUGCCAGAACCCUGAUUUGUAGUUUCGCUUUUCCUCAAUCGUUUGACCUUUUCUUGUGCCCCUUUAGAUCUUGCUGGUUCUUGUGGGUUUUAUCUCUUUUUAUGUGUUUCCCCGUUUCGUCGUUUUUCGGUUCUCCUUUGCCUUUGUCUCCCUUUUCUUUUCUUUGGGGGUUGAGCUCUGAGGUUUUCAUAUGGGGUUUCAUCUCUAGCCUACCCCAACGUGCUUGGGACAAAAAGGCUUUGUUGUUGUUGUAAUCAGAAUUCAGAACACUCCAUUAGCUGAACAUCUACAACCAAACAUGCUUAGUCUGGCCCAUUUGGAAAAAAGGGACAAGAAGCUAUGUGAUGACCUAUGCUAUGACUAUCAAUUUUCUCUUUGUGUAUAUCUCUAUUCUGGGAACUUGUAAGUGAAGAAACAAAAUAACAAGCACAAUUUCUUGUAAAGUUCACCAUAAUUAGUAACGACCAAGCCUCAUAGUAUUUUUGCUAUAUCUCUCAAUGACAUAUUUAAGCUGAUAACUUGAUGAUGUAGUACUCUGUAUGCAUAUCUAAACUGCAGAUUGAUCUACUUGAAAGUUGCAGCUAUGGAUGAUGGACUAAGUGCAAAAGAAAGGAUAUGCUUUCUUAAUUCCAUGAUGGAUCUUGGAAGCGAUGUUCAAGUUCGUGCUGCUGGAGGUCUCCUAGCAAUAUUAGACAAUGAGAGACUUCUUGACACCAUUGAGCAGAUGGAAGGUGGAGCAUCCAUUGCGAUCGAUUCUGUGCUAGCAUUGAAUGCCUUGACUUAUACUCACAGAGACAAGUUCCUUAAACUUGAUGCAACUGCUCAUGAAGCACUACAUAUUUUUCAAGUAGAUAAACACCCUAGUUACAUGGGAAUUGGAAGGGCUAAAGAAGGGUUCUCAGUUUUUGGCAUGCUCAACAAGUGUGUCACGCCAAUGGGAAGACGCCUCUUGAGGGCAUGGUUCCUACGUCCUAUAAUUGAUAUUGAUGCCAUAAAUAAUCGCCUCAACACAAUAACAUUCUUUCUUUGCUGUGAAGAAGUAAUGUCUGCAUUGCGUGAGACUUUAAAGUCUGUCAGAGAUGUUCCCCGCAUGCUUCAGAAGUUCAACUCUCCAAAUUCCUUCUGUACAAGCAGUGAUUGGAACACAUUUCUUAAGUGUAUUUGCUCUCUGCUGCAUAUAAACAAGAUUUUUGAAGUAGGAAUAUCAGAGCAUCUGGCAAUUAAGUUGCAACAUAUGAACAUUGAUUUGAUUGGAAAGGCAAAUUCUUCUAUUACAGCAGAGCUGGAUUACAUGUCAGACCUGGUUCAUAUGGCCUGUGUAAUGCAAGGGCGUAGAGUUGGAGUGGCAUACUAUGAUUCAGAUACACGCCAACUUUUUGUGUUAGAAAUCUGGGAAGACAGCGUUGGGGAAUUUCCUCUGAUUGAUCUUGUGAAAUUUCAGUCAAAAGCGAGCACAAUAUACACAAGCACAAAAACAGAAGAAGCACUUUUGUCGGCUUUACAAAGGAAUGAUGGUAACGGUGAGGCUCCUGUUGUGAAGCUCACGAAAAGCUCAACAUUCAGCUAUGAGCAAGCCUGGCACAGAUUGAUCUACUUGAAAGUUGCAGCUAUGGAUGAUGGACUAAGUGCAAAAGAAAGGAUAUGCUUUCUUAAUUCCAUGAUGGAUCUUGGAAGCGAUGUUCAAGUUCGUGCUGCUGGAGGUCUCCUAGCAAUAUUAGACAAUGAGAGACUUCUUGACACCAUUGAGCAGAUGGAAGGUGGAGCAUCCAUUGCGAUCGAUUCUGUGCUAGCAUUGAAUGCCUUGACUUAUACUCACAGAGACAAGUUCCUUAAACUUGAUGCAACUGCUCAUGAAGCACUACAGAUUUUUCAAGUAGAUAAACACCCUAGUUACAUGGGAAUUGGAAGGGCUAAAGAAGGGUUCUCAGUUUUUGGCAUGCUCAACAAGUGUGUCACGCCAAUGGGAAGACGCCUCUUGAGGGCAUGGUUCCUACGUCCUAUAAUUGAUAUUGAUGCCAUAAAUAAUCGCCUCAACACAAUAACAUUCUUUCUUUGCUGUGAAGAAGUAAUGUCUGCAUUGCGUGAGACUUUAAAGUCUGUCAGAGAUGUUCCCCGCAUGCUUCAGAAGUUCAACUCUCCAAAUUCCUUCUGUACAAGCAGUGAUUGGAACACAUUUCUUAAGUGUAUUUGCUCUCUGCUGCAUAUAAACAAGAUUUUUGAAGUAGGAAUAUCAGAGCAUCUGGCAAUUAAGUUGCAACAUAUGAACAUUGAUUUGAUUGGAAAGGCAAAUUCUUCUAUUACAGCAGAGCUGGAUUACAUGUCAGACCUGGUAGUUGGUGUGAUUGAUGUUCAACGGGGUAAGGAGAAAGGCUAUGAAACCAUGGUGAAAGAAGGGUUAUGUGAUGAGCUGGAUGAGCUGAGGAUGGUGUAUGAAGGUUUACCUGACUUUCUGGAGCAGGUGUCAGAUAAUGAAAACGCUUCUUUACCUUUCUCAUUUGGAUGCAGAAUACCUCCACUAAUAGUCUAUGUACACCAAAUAGGAUACCUAAUGUGCUUUUUCGACGAGAAGAUUAGUGAUGCCUUGUUGGCAGGACUUCCAGAUUACGAAUUUGCGUUUUCAGAGGAAGGUGAGGAGAGAAGGUUCUACUAUCAUACUCAAAAGACUAGAGAACUGGACAACCUUCUUGGAGAUAUUUAUCAUAAAAUUCUUGACAUGGAGAGAGCUAUCAUAAGGGAUUUAGUGUGUCGCGUCCUUCAAUUUAUACCUCAACUGACAAAAGCAGUGAACUUUGCCGCAGAACUUGAUUGUAUUUUAUCAUUAGCAACUGUUGCCCACCAAAACAAUUAUGUGAGGCCCAUCUUAACUGAAGAUUCAAUACUCGAGAUACAUAAUGGCAGACAUGCUUUGCAGGAAAUGACUGUUGAUACCUUUAUUCCAAAUGAUACCAAAAUUCGUGAUGCAGGAAGAAUAAACAUAAUAACUGGGCCCAACUACUCAGGAAAAAGCAUUUACAUUAAGCAGGUGGCCUUGAUAGUCUUUCUUGCUCAUAUCGGAAGCUUUGUUCCUGCUGAUUCUGCUAUUGUUGGAUUGACAGAUAGGAUAUUCUGUGCAAUGGGAAGCAAAUCCAUGACAACCGAACAGUCAACUUUUAUGAUUGAUUUACAUCAAGUUGGAACAAUGCUCAGACAUGCAACAUCGAGGUCACUUUGUUUGUUGGAUGAAUUCGGUAAGGGCACCCUAACGGAAGAUGGCAUUGGUCUGCUUGGAGGUACUAUCAGUCAUUUUGCAAACUAUGGUUCCCCCCCAAAGGUCCUUUUGUCAACACAUCUGACAGAGAUCUUCACCGAGAAUUACCUACCACAGUGUGAACAUAUCAAAUGUUAUGCCAUGAGUGUUCUGAAUCCUGAUGGACAGACGAGCAAUGAAGAUAUCACAUUCCUUUAUCGACUGGUACCUGGGCAAGCUCUCUUAAGCUUUGGUCUGCAUUGUGCACAGCUUGCUGGUGUUCCAAAUGAAGUCGUCCAGAGAGCUGGCAUUGUUUUGGAGGACAUGCAUUCCAAGAAACCUACGAGGCGCGUGACCAGUGAGAAAUUAACAGCAACAGACAAGCAGUACCAGGAUGCAGUGACUAAACUGAUGGCCUUCGAUACACAGAAAGGUGACCUGAACAGCUUCUUCCAGGAACUAUUUCCCGUCGACUUGUAGCUCUGGAAAUCAAGACUUGUCGCCAGCACUGGAACCUAGUAGAGGAAAAAGAGUGAAUUCCAUGUAGCGCCGUUAGCAGCUUUACAUGUCUACUUAUCGUGCUUGUUUCAGUGUUGUUCGGAUGCCCAUCCUGUCAAGCUAUCGCGUGAAUGGAACGGUCAGAUCGGUUUGUAGUUUUAGCGCAUACUCCGUAUUGAUGUAUCUGAACUCUCGUGGCUUGCCGCUUGGAUUUACGUAUGACACAAUGGAGCGAGAUGCCGAGGUUACAGUAUAACGUUUCAAUACCUUCUUCCUUCA
Zea mays is the source of this 6549-nucleotide messenger RNA. Its product is annotated as DNA mismatch repair protein MSH5. The coding region runs from base 3130 to 6252 and encodes 1040 amino acids. Gene Ontology annotation, biological process: chiasma assembly; mismatch repair. Gene Ontology annotation, cellular component: nucleus. The transcript is spliced from 46 exons. The record is from RefSeq and is a predicted model, not a curated record. Lineage: Eukaryota; Viridiplantae; Streptophyta; Magnoliopsida; Poales; Poaceae. Gene Ontology annotation, molecular function: ATP-dependent DNA damage sensor activity; mismatched DNA binding; ATP binding.